Messenger RNA from Globicephala melas (long-finned pilot whale), 4558 nucleotides. It is a transcript of the gene MOB1A, whose product is annotated as MOB kinase activator 1A. Gene Ontology annotation, molecular function: protein kinase activator activity. Gene Ontology annotation, cellular component: nucleus; cytoplasm. Lineage: Eukaryota; Metazoa; Chordata; Mammalia; Artiodactyla; Delphinidae. Gene Ontology annotation, biological process: hippo signaling; positive regulation of protein phosphorylation. The record is from RefSeq and is a predicted model, not a curated record.
GGUGGGGGAGGGGGGAGAGGCGGGUGCGGUUGCUUUCACCUGCUUGCCCCAGCUCGAUCCCGGCCCGGAGCAGCGGCGGCGCGGGCUUCCGCUGUCCGCUGGCUGAGGACCUUCAGCUCCCCCUUGGUCCCGCGCCGGCUCCGAAUCCUGUCCGCGGCAGGGGCCAGCGGCCCCUCCCCUCCCCUCCGAGGAUAGAAGAUGAGCUUCCUCUUUAGUAGCCGCUCUUCUAAAACAUUCAAACCAAAGAAGAAUAUCCCUGAAGGAUCUCAUCAGUAUGAACUCUUAAAACAUGCAGAAGCAACUCUAGGAAGUGGGAAUCUGAGACAAGCUGUUAUGUUGCCAGAGGGAGAGGACCUCAAUGAAUGGAUUGCGGUUAACACUGUGGAUUUCUUCAACCAGAUCAACAUGUUAUAUGGAACUAUCACAGAAUUCUGCACUGAAGCAAGCUGUCCAGUCAUGUCUGCAGGUCCAAGAUAUGAAUAUCAUUGGGCAGAUGGUACUAAUAUUAAAAAGCCAAUCAAAUGUUCUGCACCAAAAUACAUUGACUAUUUGAUGACUUGGGUUCAGGAUCAACUUGAUGAUGAAACUCUUUUUCCUUCUAAAAUUGGUGUCCCAUUUCCUAAAAACUUUAUGUCUGUGGCAAAGACCAUUCUAAAGCGUCUGUUCAGGGUUUAUGCCCAUAUUUAUCACCAGCACUUUGAUUCUGUGAUGCAGCUGCAGGAGGAGGCCCACCUCAACACCUCCUUUAAGCACUUUAUUUUCUUUGUUCAGGAGUUUAAUCUGAUUGAUAGGCGUGAGUUGGCACCUCUUCAGGAAUUAAUUGAGAAGCUUGGAUCGAAAGACAGAUAAAUUUUUCUUCUAGAACAGUUACCCUCUUGCUUCAUCUACUGCUAGAGCUAUCUCGUUGCUUUCUGUUAUAGACUAGUGAUACAAAUUUUAAGAAAACAAGAUAAAAAGACACCUAUUGUCUGUGUCUACUGAUAAAAUUGUCCCAAAGGUAGGUUGGCCUAAUACCUUCAGAGUGAGAAAUUCAGGACACAGCUGAAUCUGAGGCACUGUGUGACCACUGCUGUUACUGCCAUAGAGCCAUACUUGGUUGUAGAAUGUGAGGACUAACCUGUAGUUUAUUAGUUUACUUACUCUUUUACUGAAGAAGAUGAUCGACUCUGUUUCAGGUGACAGCACGAUGGAUAUUAAGAAUUUCCAAUAAUUUAUUAACAGGUUUCCAGAACAAAUUUCCUAAUAAUGCAAUCACAGAUCAGUUUUAUUCUGCUUUUAUUUUACAAAUAGAAGAGGUGUUCUAAAAUUUCCUUAAGAUUUAGAACAUUUGUGUCACUUUGGAUAACCUUGUAGUUUGAAGUUUGUAUGCUAGUGUUUUUAUAGGUAAGAUUAUAUAUAUGUAUAUUUUUUCAAAAUCCAUGAUUGCAGUUUAAAUCAUCAUAUGACAUGUGGUAUGGGAGUAACCAAAGUCAUUUCUAAAAGGACUUUAUUUUUUAAUCUUUAUUUGGGAUUUUAUUCACAUAAACCUAUCUAAAUUUUUAGUGUGUGUGUAUCAAAUAAUUUUUUUAAGGCAUCUAAGGAUCGUCUUGCAGAUUUUUAUUUUGAAAUGCUUCAUUCAGAUUAAUUUUAAUAUGUAGGUUUUGGCUGAGAAAAGAAAAACUUCCAAAAAAUUAUGACAAAUUUGGGUCUCAUAAACCAUUAUUUUCAUUCAUGUUUGUUUCAGAGGCCUUAAAAUUUGGAUAGGAGAAUGGAAGAAAGUACUCAGAGUACUUGACUAUUUUAUUUUGAGUUUUCCUUUAAAAAGAAACUACUUUUAUACGUUUUUAUUGUGACUUGAGACUUAGUUAAGUGUAGUGUAGAAAUGCACGAACCUUAUCCCAAUAAGGAUAAAACGUAAGGAAAACCACAAUAAAAAACCUUGAAGGUGUACACAUUUUAUAACCCAGCUAAAAGUUUGAUGUGCUGCCUGUUCUUUAAUGUGUGUGUGUGUUGGGCGAGGGGGGGUAAUAUGUUUAAAGGAGACAAAAUGGGAUAAGUUAAAAAAAAAAAAAAAAGAAAACUUCAUCUGUUAAUAGUCAAAGGAUGGAUUGGGAUUUUAUUCUGUUUUGUUUCUGUGUUAAAACUUGAAAUUAUUCUAUUUCUAUUGGGAUAAAAAGAAUCUUUAAGGAAGAAAAGAUCUAAUUUUCUUUAGGUUUCUAAGAUUUAGACUGUUUAAAAUGUAAUGAGGCACACAUAUUACUAAAGACUUGCCAGACUGGCAACACUUUAAUUUCAUCAAUGUUCUUCGUUUCAGAGCUAUGAUUUUUUUUUGCAAAGUACUCACCAUCUUCCAUCUUGAUACCUUUGGUUAAGGUUAAAUUUGAUAGGGUUUUAUUUUUAUUAUUCCACUAGAAUGUAAAGAAAAGAAUUGCUUAGAAACUCCAUUUUUGUAAUAAUCCAAUUUCAAUAAUUUCUUAAAUAUAUGUAGAAUUUUAAAGGAAACAAAACAUUUUAUCUGAUUUAGGCUGAAACCGUACAUCGUUGUUUUGGGAAAUAAAGAGUAGAAAAAUCCCUUAUGAAAAAAAAGAGAAAAGCCCUCUAUGAAACAUUCCAUAAUCCAUGUUUUAAGAAUAUCCAAAGUCCCUGUCACACAUUCUGUAUGUUUAUGUUGAUCAUUUCCAAACAAGAAAGACGGUUUUUACAUGCCACCUAGAAUGUUACUGACUCUUGACUUUGAACAUUGUUGGCUUUAAGUAUGCAAGGAAUGAAAUAUUUCUCACCUAGGAUUGUACUUUCAUCAUUUCUAAUAUUUCACAUAUCAUCAAACAAAAGGAUUCUCACUUUUCUCCAUUUAUUUUCAGUGGUAGAAAUCCUCCCUCUCUUCAUGACUCAGCCCAAAAACUAACUAAAGAUGGCCACAUUUAGGACAGUAGUAGAGGCAGCUUAAUAAUGGGACAUAAAUUUUAAAAUUUGUUGGUAAUUUGGGAAUUCAGGUAAUUCAGAAUGUCCUUUUUUUUUAAAAAAAAUAAAAGCAUUACUAGGUUCCCAAGCUAAUCUGGCUUAACCAACAAUGCAUCUAAACAUUGGUGUUAACAUUAUUUGUUUACAUACAAGGCCAGGGAGUUGAGAACAGGAGAGUUGGAGGAAGGGGAGAGAAUAGGGAGAGGAUGACACCUUUCUGACUUGGCUGGAGGGCCAACCUUUGAUUAAAGUUGGAAGAAAUCAGUCUCUCUUUGACUCCUCUCAAUCUUGAUUUAUCUCCCUGAGUAACACUCAUUCGCCUGGCUCCUCCUAAUCAGAAGUCAUCUCUCAGUGUCUGAUCACUGCCCUUCACACCUGACUAAAAUCAUGGGUUGGACAGUACUUGCUAAAUUAUGCAGUUAAUCCUAUGGUGCUUUAAUUUCCAGGCCUUUAAAAAAAACUUCUGGCCUGGAAAGUUUUUUUUAAAGGCCUGGAAAUUAAAGCACCAUAGGAUUAACUGCAUAAUUUAGCAAGUACUGUCCAACCCAUGAUUUUAGUGCAGGUUUUUGUUUAAAUAGUGCAACUUCCUUGUACUACAGUUUUUGUAUUGACAGCCAGAUGUAUCCUUUAUUCUCCAAACUGUGAAUAAAGUGAUUUUUAGUGAGCUGCCAGCUAACAAAGUAUUUCCUUUCAUCUUAGACUUGUAGAUCCCUAGCUCAUGUAGCUGCUUGAGAAAUGCACAUCUGUAUUCAUGAUUACAUUGAUAACAGCAAGAGGAAGGUUUUUCUAGUAAUGCAAGAGGAACAAUUCUGGUGGUGAUUUUAAUUUUUCAAAUAUUGUUGACGUUUCUUGAUUAUACUCUUGGCCUUCUCUCUGAGCAGUGAGGUCACAUUAGAAGUGGAGAAGCUUCUAAACAUAUCAUCACCUUAUAAGCAUAAAUAAAUCAUUACUGAAGAGUAUAAAUCCUAGAAAUUUGUUUCUAAGCAACUCCAGUCAUGAUGCUGUUGUUACCCUUGCCUGGUUGUAUGAGGCUGUCUCUCCUGUCUAGAAUUCUGGCCUGAAAAUACCAGCUGGUACACCAAACUAAGCAGCUUCAACAGGGACAUUAUUUCCUCCUAAUAUCAGUUCAGUAACUGGAUUUGGUUUUUUACUAUUGUACAAUUCUGGCAAAGAGGGAAGAUAAGUAGUUCCUCAGUGUUCCUUUGUUUUGCAUUAGAUUUUGAUAUUUCAGACUGUAAAGGGCUUUGGGGGAUGCUAUUGAUAUUACCUGUGAUAGCAGUAAUUUUAUUGAAGCAACUGCAUUGAAAUUCACUUGGGUUUUCUCUCAUUAUCAGGUUCUUUUCCAAACAAGUAUUCUGUAAAUCCAAAUGGAUUACCAGUGUGCUAUAGAUUUAUUAUAGAACAACAUUCUAUGUUUGGUCUACAUUUAAAAUAGUUUAAGUUAGUCUUGGUUAUCAUCUAAAAUAUUUUUAAAUGUUCUUUACAUGAAAAUUUAUUUUGUAUUUUUAAACCUUUAGGGGCUUUAUCUAUUUUUCUAAGUCAGUUAACUGUACUUUUAAAAAAAUAUAUUUUGUAUCUACUUUUGUAACUUCAUCAGAAUAAAAUAUAUUGAAAGAAA